Uranotaenia lowii is the source of this 7003-nucleotide messenger RNA. RefSeq names its product trafficking kinesin-binding protein milt-like. The record is from RefSeq and is a predicted model, not a curated record. NCBI's taxonomy places the organism in Eukaryota, Metazoa, Arthropoda, Insecta, Diptera, Culicidae. The transcript has 5 exons. The coding region runs from base 430 to 4314 and encodes 1294 amino acids.
AUCAGCAAGAAAAGAAACCAAACCCGGUUUGUGAUGUUCUGAAGAUCAUCAACCUAGAGAAGAGAAAAAAGUGCAGAAAAUUAACGAAGCAAAAGUGAACCAAACCAAGAAAAAAAAAUUGCAACAGUAUGCCUUCAAUGGAGGCAGCUGUAGCAAGUGAACCUACAAUUUGGACGAACAGUUAAUGAGCUAUCACCGUAAACAUCGGUUCUGAGGUAGCAGCAGUUGUUGAUAAGCAUGCGACUGCAUUUUUUCGACCGAUUCGAGAAACCGGUAGUAUGGUGUACUAAUUAUUAUCACCGUCGUCGUUCAGCAUGUGAAGAAGUGUUGCUUGACCCGUUCUAGCAAAGGUUAAGUAAGGAAAAGAGAAAAGUUGUGUCCCAAAGAUUGUAAUUUGAAUUUGUGGUAGUGAUAGUGUCUGUCCAAAGCAUGACGUCGACAACAACGGCCAAUGGUCCGAUUGUUUCGUCGAAAAUCAACCAAGCAAAAACUGACAGUAAUGAAGGGUCCAGAGAAUAUUCUUCCUUGGGAUUUGAUACAACAGACUUUGUUGCAUCAAGGAAGACUGAAAUAGAUAGCGACGAUGAAUACAACACCCUUUUCACCAGGAAGCUAUCGCUGGAUAGUCAACUCAACAGCACUGCCAUUUUCACCGGAUCCUGCCCAUCGCCCUCCUCCAUGGACGACUACCGAGGAGGCUUACUCAGUCCCUCCAAGGUAGAAAGUGUUCCUAAUGCGCCAACCAUCUCAAAGCGUCCAAGCGGAUCGAGUUUCGGCUUCGAGAAUACGUUUGCAAUACUCGAACAGCAACUAUCAAGUAAAAAGCAAACAGCCCAGCAGAUCCGAGAGUUUCUCAAGUACAACGAACUGUACAAAACGCCAGUAUUUUGUGAUGCAUCUCCACUGUCGUCCGGUGGCGUCGGUUUACUGCGAAGUAUCAGUGAACACACAGAGAAUUCGUUAGAUGACGCCACGGACAAUGAAGACAGUGAACCACCGAGUUUCCUGGAGCUGGAACUGGAGGCGUCCAGUAGGCUACGCAAGCUUAGAGAGCGUAUCGGAGGCAGCAGUCAGUCUGUCGAAAGUCAAGCGGAACAGCAGAACAUAAAAUCCCCUAUGGUGGAAGCGCUGUAUGGCAUUAGUGCGGAAAUUUUGGCUCGGGCAGGAUCCGAACGAAAGGUGCAUCCCAAUCCGGAGAUGUUUUUGAAGAGUGAAGCUAGUGAUGUUACAGCGGCAAGUGGUAGUGGUGGUGCUGGUGAUAAAGUAGUUGCUGGGGACGAAAGCGGAACCGGUCAAGCUGGAGAGUAUCCGGAAUAUUUGUAUCAUGUAGCGAAGGGACCCGAUGGGCGAAUGUACUUGAAAGUGGUGCGCAGUUUGCUGUUGGACUCAGUCCUAUGUGGUAACCGGGUGAGCCAAAUGACCCGCGCUUACGAUGACAUCGACGCCGUAACGCGACUGCUGGAAGAAAAGGAGAAGGACCUGGAGCUGACGGUGCAGAUCGGGAAGGAACUGCUAGCCCAGAACACCAACCUCGAGAGCCGGGUCGCCGAGCUGGAGCAGGAGCUGAAGAACACCAACGAAAACCUGUCGCAGCUGGCCCACGAGCUGCACAAGAAGAACGAGCUGAUCGGCAUCCUGACCAACGAUGCCGACGACAGCAGCGAGAAUGUUACACCUACCUGCUCCAAGUCCAUUAAUUUGGAGCUGCUGCAGCGGAAGGUCAAAUCCCUGGAAGAUGAGAACAAAUCACUCCGGUGCGAGGCCGCCCAGCUAGUAAAGGAAACGGACGAGUGCGAGGAGCAGGAACGGAAACUGAUGGCCGACAUCGCCAACCAGCUGAGCACGGCCAACAGCGAGUACGAUGGGCUGAAUCUAGAGCUAGAAAGACUGAAGGAAGAAAAUCGGCUGCAGCAUGAACAAAUUAUUAGCCUCACGUCGCGCCUGUCGGAGGCGGAAAUCCGAUUGCAUCAGCUUACCACGGAGAACGAGGAAGCGUCCUCGUUGCUCAGUAUUACCAAAGAGAACCAGAACUUGCUGGCGGGUGAGCUGGCCGAGUUCAAGGCACGGUAUCAAGAGGUCCUAAAUCUAUUGCAAGAAACGCAGGAGCAGCUAAGGCGCCAAAGAAAACGUGCCCAACCGUUGGUCAGAAGCUCGUUGAUCCCGGGAAUGGGAGGCGUACCUGCGGCAGAUUCGUUACAGUCGGAACUGAUGGAAACUUCGCUGUUCUCGGAUCAUAGUUUGGACUCGGGUAUUGCAUCUGAACAUGGGGGUCCAUCACAUCAUCUGCCGGCGUACAAAAAGAUCUUCGAAACGGUACGUUCGGCUACCCGAGCCAAUACAGCCGGGUUCAGUGAUAACUACUCCCAAAUGGGAUCGAUGAUGAUGAGCUCGUCUUCUCAGCCCCGGAUGAGUCCGUACGUUUUCCCUGGUGGAACUGCCGGAACGACGACUACGCACUCUUACAAAGGUGGUUCUUCCGUUUACAGCACAAUGUACGAAAGCUCUUUGGGCGGACGGACGUUUUCGCGAGAAAGUUUGGUUUCUGAGUCGGAAGACGGCUACCCAGGACAAGCACAAGCCGGAAUACCUGGUGCUCCCGGUGCCAAAGACCUCGAGGCAGCUCUGAAACGGUUGACACCGGCCGAAGUUUUAGCUCGUAGAGCAAUGCUCCAGCAUGCACCCGCCGGAACCUAUAGCUACGACGAUCAACCGAGUGGAAUUCCUCUGGGAUGUCGCACUCCAGACAGCAUCAUGUCUACCGGAUCAUCGGGUCUAUCUGGCAUGUCCUCGAACCAGUGGCGUCUUCCGGAGAAACUGCAGAUUGUUAAACCCAUAGAAGGUUCCCAGACUCUUCAUCACUGGUCCCGUUUGGCGACUCCAACGCUGAGUGGGCUGUUGGAGGAACGACCUGGUGUUACUAUUCGUGGUGGGCGUGGCUUAGACGACCUUGGUCUACAGACGUAUUCCUUGUCGGAUGUAGAAGAAGACGCCGAAGAACAUCCGGGCAAACGCUUCCCUUCGUUCGGUUGCACCUAUACCUACACCACAAGUACUGUUAUGCACCCGGAUGACGGCAGCUUGGCCGUUACCUUUAGCCUUCCACCAUCGCAGAUGUCGUCCCAAAUGACCUCCGAGUGUCCUUCGAGACAACCAACUGCACCGUCUACACCUAGAACGGGUCUUUCACGCCGAAAUUCUUGUUCAACGUUUUCGGUUAAUCUUGGUUUAGCUUCGGUGCUCAACGAGCGAGGUAUCAAGGCUGUUACCCCAAGCGCCCUGAAUACUCCAGCUGGUCCCAACUAUUCGCCUACAGUAACACCCUGUAAUAGCCCUGAGGGUUCUCCCACACGAUCGAUGUCUCCAGAACCACCGCUUCUGUCUGGGUUGCUAGCAUCGGGGGCCGAUAUCUUGCGCAAAAAGUUCGCUGUUGCGUCUUCUUCAAGUGAAAUGGAGCGACCAUCGCGAUUAACGGCUCGCAACAAACUCGCGCUUUCAAGACUCGAGAAGAAAGCUCUUCGGUCAAUCAAAAUUAUGGAAAAGGUUGAGAGUAUGGGUGUGGACAAUUUCAUGCCCCACGGUAGCCACGGCAUAAGUCCGCUGGCUUUGCAUGGAUCUUCUGCCCUAUACACCUCUACGGUUCGAGGUCGAACGUCAAGUCCAAUGGCACAACUGACAAGUCUAAAGCAUCUACAGGACAACAGUCGCCUCAAACAACAGCAGGAUGAGCUUACCAUUGAUAAGGAAACCAUCAAAGCUGUCCUGAGCAAAGGUCUUUCCCACGACAGCCUGAAGAACAUUUCUUCUGGCGCUAGUGAUGUCUCGUCGGGAAGCUCUUCAUCAUCGACCUCUGGUGUUUAUGCCGAUAGUGAUACUGCAUCAUCGGUGAGUGGUGUGAGGCCUUUGGCUUCUACGGCAAAACCCUCGGCAAAGACCGGCAAGGACGUCAAAGAGAAGGACAAACCAGCAACAUCUCCCACAACAGCUGCACGGUUGAAGCAGAUGCAGCGACAAAAGAGUCGCCGUAAUCUGCUGAACGGUGCCAACGGUUCUCAGCGCCCGGACCUGGGUACGGUGAACGGGAACUCGGGAAGACAGGCAAGUGUACGGCCUGACUUGGGUACGGUAGGUAGUAGCAAUAAGAGCAACAGCAACAACAAUAAGAGCAAUAGCAGAAACGAGUCAGCUCCAGGCAGCGCUGGAGCAGCAGCGUCUUCUUCUUCUUCAGCUACACCGGAAGCAAGUCGUUCGCUGGGUCAAAGCGUUUACGGUACCAUCAGUUCUCUACUGUUCGGGCGUAAAGGUGGACUUCUGUAAGAAAAAAAACACAUAUUAUUUUUGCCUAUCAGAAAGUUAUGCCCAAUUAUCAUAACAUUAAUUCGUUUAUUUUUCCUUUUAGCCAGUUUAUAACCUUUCUGGUUUUCAUUUUCAUGCGCCAUAAGAAUUGAAAGUGGAGUUUCAUUUACUCACUUAUAAUUGCAUAAUUAAUUGUGCAGCUUUAUUUUCAAGUUUUCCUAAUAAAUGACAAACGAGCAGGAUGCUUAAAUUUUCGAUAAAAACUUGCACAAAUUGCUCUCUUUGCUGAUUCUAAAAAACUUCUCGUAGUACGUACCCCUUAAAAGGAUAAAUUUGAACAAAGAACAUAAUUAACUACGUAUCGUAGAUUACCAACAAAUAGUCUUAAAUAUUACGUUUUCUUGUAUUUCGUAAGAUUACUUCGUUUGGUUCAAAGGAAUAAAAUUAUCAACUCGGUACGCACACUUACAACGUACAUGAUAAUUCUGUACACAUUCCAGUGAAUGAUUCAGUGAUAUACAUUUAGAAACCAAUAUUAACCUUCACCCCUUUAUUAUUUUGCAUUUGGCUUCUCUUCUGCUACACUGACUUAAAUUGUUAUAUAAAGAAUAUUUUCCAAGUUUCUUUUCCAAAGAGAGCAAUUUAUGAACUUUUUUUUUUUUAAUUUCGAAAUCACUAUGAUAAGUUGCAUUUCAAUGUUUUCUUCAAAUCCUCAUCUCGUUAAUUCAGUUUGAAGCCUGAAUUAUUUCUGAUGUUAAUUAGCAUUUAGCUAUCCUCUUCAAUCAUUUUAUUUUAGCAACAUGAAACAGCUUGUUGCCUUUCUUUAAUACCUAAUUACUCGUACCUUCGUACUUGUAAAAUGGCUGAAUAUUUUCUAUUAGAAGCCCGUUAUAAUUCUAAUCUACAACGACCACACCGUCUAUAAUUUAUUGCUCAUCUGUUUCAUUAACUCCUCCCUAAACAUGUGUUUUGUCGCUCGAACCGUAAUUUAAAACGAAGUGUGGCUAGUGUGUCGAUGGACAAUUAACCUGAACAGGGAUAAACCGGUGUAACCUGUUCAAUCCUCCGAAAAAGGUUUCGGCACCCAGUUCCGGAUUUUUCUCUAGGGAAAAAUCCGUGCAAACAUAAGAUUGUGCCACCGUCCAUCGUUUACAAGCCCAUUUAGCUAAAGUUAUUGAAUGUGCCUUUAUUUCAGUAUCAGACAAGAGUUCUUUUUUGUUUGUACCUAUUUCAAAUCAAAAUCUAUAGUACACCUUUCAAAAUUGUUUGUGUUUACUCCUAUUGGCGUCUUGUUUUGCUUUUCUUUCGCAAGAAAAUUGCUUCAAGAUAAUUUUCCUUGUUUGUUUCUUGUAGCUUUUUGGUUUCUGAUUCGAAAUUUUAAUGAAGUUGAAAGCGACAAUACACUUUUUAGCGGUGUUAGUUUAUUUUUUUGUCUUUAGUUUUCCUUCAUAUCUAUCCUUACACUCUAUAUAAACUAUUAUUUGAAUACGUUUGUGAAAUUAGACUGCUUUUAUUAGAGACUGUAGCUAGCGCUAGAUGAUUUAAAUUCUAUUUGUAUAAGCUUAUCACAUCUUUAUAACUACUAUUCGUACAUGUUUUUGCACACUGUUUCAACCUUCGAAGGCCAUCAGAUGGCAUUCGUUUUAAUCAAAGUUUUCACUAUUGCUUACCCAUCUGUUGUUAUCUGGUGCAUUAUUCUUUCCCACUCUUCAUCUAUCAACGAUCCAAUCGAAAGGUGCUCCUUAUGCUAAAUCACGUUAAAGAAUCUUCCCGUGAAUGGUUCAAAAACGAAAUGUUUUGAUUAAUAAAGGCCUUUGAAGCUGACAUGUAAAUAACAUCUAUUAAAUUUAAACUAAUUGUUUGCAAAAACAUUCAAAUGAUUAAAACUAACACAAAACAUAAACAAACAUUUGUAGAUAAUUAUUUAGUUAAGCAAAGCUCUUGUAGAGGAACGAUUGAGGGAGAAAAUCUCCCCUUACCGUAAAUUAAGCAGUAAGUAUUUAUUUUUCUACUGACCCCAAGAUGCGACCAGAACAGAAAAAAUAGUGCUGGCAAACUUUAGACGUUGUUAAAUGAUUUUAAUACGAACACCACUAAGUCCAGCUUUCUGUGCAGUCCUAUUAGGACCAUGCUCACAUAGCAAUUGUUACUUAUCGCCACUGAUAGUCGCCAACAGAAAAAAAAGUGAAUUAAUAGUAGAGAAAAGUUCUCCCUCUUUUCUAACCAGUAAAAGUCCCAUGCACUUCACAUCCACUGUUACCAAAUCAGCGCCCACAGACAUCACGUAUUUUGAAAUUUUCAAACGUACAAAUCAUUAAAAUUUCCAAUAAAUAAAACAAACAGAUAAGAACUUAUAAAUAAUGAAUAAGAGGGAGUUCUUCCUAAACAAAACCCGUUAAAACUUACUGACUUCAGAGUCGUUCACAAACGAAAAAAAAACGAAAAUGUUUACAAAGUGAGAACAAACACACAAAGAUGGUAGCGUAUAUAGGACGGAGAGCAAAAGACCGGUUCGUCAAAGAAAUGUUGAAUAAUUGUAUUAUUAGAAUGUUAAUGGGAAAACUGACAACAGACAAACAAACGAACGUAAACGUGAAAAUCAAAAUAAAACAAGAAACACACAUGUACGGUAAUUACAACCAGAAGUUAUUUUAUUUUCUGCAGGAAUAUUAAUUAAGGAAAAUAAAAACGUAAACAUUAUUACAAAUUA